This is a messenger RNA of Trichoplusia ni (cabbage looper), 11230 nucleotides long. It is a transcript of the gene ds, whose product is annotated as protein dachsous. The record is from RefSeq and is a predicted model, not a curated record. Lineage: Eukaryota; Metazoa; Arthropoda; Insecta; Lepidoptera; Noctuidae. The transcript has 16 exons. Gene Ontology annotation, cellular component: catenin complex; plasma membrane. The coding region runs from base 223 to 10230 and encodes 3335 amino acids. Gene Ontology annotation, biological process: homophilic cell-cell adhesion. Gene Ontology annotation, molecular function: calcium ion binding; cadherin binding.
UCGAGCUCAGUUGCGCGCGCGCAGAUCCCGCAACGAAAAAAAAACACGUUUUUCUGUGAUACAUAUUUUUUGAUCAGUGAUUCUCGGAUUGCAGUGCAGUGUUUUAUUUAAAUCAGUAUAUUUGUGUGAAAACAGUGGUACAGUUAUGUUACAGUGAUAUUGUGUGACAGAUUUUGGAGGUGUGUGUGACAAUGUGUGUGCGGUGAGGGAUAAGAACGCGCGAUGUUGCGCGUGAUCGCUUGCCUGCUGGUCGCGACCGCGGCCGCGGAGCACGUGCGAGAGUUCACCGUGAGAGAGAACGCACGCGCCGGCACCCUGGUCGGCCACCUCGGAGACGAACUGCCCGACGCCGCGCCCCCCUACACCAUCGUCCCGGUCCCCGGCAGCGCCGUCAACGACGACCUCAGGAUAGAUCCCCACACGGGAGAGAUCAGAACCCGUGGCCCUUUAGACAGAGAGAACCGGGACCACUACGCUCUAGUCGCUAUCCCCGCUAGCGGCGACAAUAUCCGUGUCGUCGUCCGAGUUCUAGAUGAAAACGACAAUGCCCCCACUUUCCCCACCCCAGUGAUGAACGUCGAGUUCUCAGAAAACACCCCCAGAGACGUUAAGAGGAAGCUAAACCCGGCCAAAGACCAGGAUUUAGGAGCAUUCAAUACACAAAGAUACAAUAUUGUAUCUGGAAAUACUGAUAAUGCGUUCAGAUUGUCUUCCCAUAGGGAAAGAGAUGGAGUCCUAUAUCUGGACUUACAAAUUAAUGGCUUCCUUGACAGGGAGACAACUGACCAUUAUCAGUUAGUUAUAGAAGCACUAGACGGUGGCACUCCACCACUAAGAGGGACUAUGACAGUGAAUAUAACUAUUUUAGACGUUAAUGAUAAUCCUCCUGUGUUCGCCGAAAGUGCUUACUCUGCUACUAUUCCGGAGAACGCGACCGUCGGCACUCCCGUAUUAAAAGUGUCAGCGACUGACUUAGACUCUGGUGAAAAUGGUUUAAUUGAAUACUCAAUAAACAGAAGGCAGAGUGAUAAGGAGAACAUGUUUAAAAUUGAUCCUGAAACGGGUGAAAUUACUGUAAAUAAAGCUUUAGAUUUUGAGACGAAGGAAUUACAUGAGCUUGUUGUUGUAGCGAGGGAUAAGGGUGCGCAGCCCCUAGAAACAACUGCUUUUGUAUCUAUUCGGGUGACUGACGUUAACGAUAACCAGCCUACAAUAGAUGUAAUAUUCCUAAGUGAUGAUGCUACACCAAAAAUCUCUGAGUCAGCACAACUUGAUGAGUUCGUGGCUCGAAUAUCAGUACAUGAUCCAGACUCAAAAACAGAAUACGCAAACGUAAACGUUACGCUAAGUGGCGGGGACGGACAUUUUGAUUUACGGACUCAUGAUAAUAUAAUUUAUUUAGUGGUUGUCGCGUUACCACUGGAUCGUGAAGCUCGUUCAUCUUACACGCUGAAUGUAGUAGCAACUGAUAAGGGGUCGCCGCCUUUACACGCAUCGAGGAUCAUCAGUCUAAGAGUGACUGAUGUGAAUGAUAAUGCGCCGGUUUUCGUUGAACCCGAGUACAAGGCAAAUGUGCCUGAAGCGGCGGCUCCAGGUACGCCGGUCGUGCAGGUAUCAGCGACUGACGCUGACGAAGGGGAGAACUCGGAAAUUCGAUACUCUUUACUUGCGACUCCUCAGUCGGAUUGGUUUGCGAUUGACGAGCGAUCGGGGUUGGUGACGACACGUGCUCGCGUGGAUUGUGAGACGAACCCGAUGCCGCGGCUGACGGUAGUGGCUCAAGACCGGGGCAAUCCUCCGAUGUCCUCCACCGCGACGUUAACAGUGACAGUGUUAGAUGUGAAUGAUAACGAGCCGAUCUUCGACCAGUCCUUCUACAAUGUCACCGUGUCGGAGAGCGAAGCUGUUGGCAGCUGUAUUCUAAAGAUGUCAGCUAUUGAUCCCGACUGCGGCGUCAACGCGAUCGUCAACUACACCCUCGGAGAGAGCUUCGGGAAACCACAGUUUACAGUGAAGCCUGAUUCUGGAGAGCUGUGUGUGUCGGCUCCUUUGGACUAUGAGGCACAUACGGACUUCGAAUUUCCUGUCAUUGCUACUGAUAGAGGAGGCCUGUCGACGACCGCUAUGGUGAAGAUCCAACUUCUCGAUAUAAACGACAAUGUACCAGCAUUCACAGUUAAGGAUUACAACGUGUCUUUAAAAGAAGGACGGAUAUCAAACGAGCCGAUUAUAGCUGUGUCCGCGACGGACUCAGAUUCUGGUAGAUUCGGAACAAUAACUUACAGAAUCGUGAAUGGAAAUGAGAACGAUGUGUUCAGAAUUGAUAGGAGUACUGGAGAGAUUUUGGUUACGAAGCCGGCUUUGGUACAGGCCAAUGGGAGGUUCGAUUUGGAAGUGUCAGCGACUGAUGGCGGUGGUUUGACUGCCCCUCAGAGUGCUGUUGUGCAUGUGACAGUACUGCCUGCUGGAGUUGGAUCAGCGUUAUUCGAUAAACCAAGAUACAAUUUUCGUGUGAAGGAAGACGUCAGGAUUGGGACGAUCGUCGGGAAUCUGAAGGCUACGGUUGGUGAUCGAGGUCAACCUCCAGUCCGGUACAGCAUAGUCUCUGGGGAUCCCGACCAUCGCUUCACCAUCGAACCGAUGACAGGAGCCAUCAGGGUCACAGCUCAGCUCGACAGAGAAACCACGCCAUCAUACUUGCUGAACGUCAGGGCUGCGAAUGGAAACCCUUCGAGUUUUGAUCAGACACAGGUCCAAAUCACCCUUGAAGAUAUAAACGACAACGCACCAGAGUUCGGCACAUCGUCAGUGAGGGUGUCAGUAGCUGAGUCUGCAGCCAUUGGCUCGGUGGUCUACGCUGCGAAGGCGACUGAUGAAGAUGGCGGCAAGAACGGACAGAUCAGCUAUCACCUUGUAUCAGCAACCGGACCUUCGAAUACCUUCGCUGUGAAUCCUCAACAUGGAUUGGUUACUCUUCUUAGAUCUCUUGAUUAUGAGAACCUCGUACGUCACACGCUUAUCAUCUCAGCCAAAGACAGCGGGAUCCCAUCCCUCAGUGCUAACCUUACUCUAGUAGUCGACGUACAAGACGUAAACGAUAACCAACCUGUCUUCGAGCACGAGUCUUACAGUGCUAAUGUACUGGAAUCAGAAGCUGUUAAUGCUAAGAUUGUUGAAAUCCAGGCAAUAGACAAAGACACAGGAAACAACGCCCGCAUAACAUACAAGAUAGCUCCGAGUGCAAACUCCAGUGAAGAGUACUUCAAAGUGCAGCCAAGCACGGGUUGGGUGUACCUCGCAAAACAAUUGGACAGAGAAACGACGGCAAAACAUAAAAUGGUCAUCAUAGCUGUCGACAAUGGAAUACCGCCUCUCUCCGCAACCGCGAUCUUAGUCGUCAAUGUAAUCGAUGCAAAUGAUAAUGACCCAGUGUUUAGUAAGUCCGCGUAUGAAUUCCAAGUUGAAGAGAAUCAGAAAGCUGGCGCGUUUGUUGGGAAGAUCGCGGCAACCGAUGCUGAUUUGGGCGACAAUGCUGUCGUUAGAUACAGCCUCUUCCCUUCAAAUACUAGUUUCCAUGUCAACCCAGUUACAGGAAUAAUCACGACCAAGGAAAUACUGGACCGAGAAUUCAAGUCAUCUUACUCUCUGUUCGCUGAAGCUAAAGAUCAAGGAACGCUGCCAAGAUCAAGUCGUGUUCCAGUUUCCAUCAAAAUAACUGAUGUCAAUGAUAAUCCACCUGAAAUAAUAGACCCUAGAGAAGAUGUAGUCAGUGUCAGAGAGGAACAGCAACCUGGCGCAGAAGUAGCAAGAGUCAAAGCUAUAGACAGAGAUAAUGGAGUCAAUUCUAGUAUAGUGUAUUCUAUCCUAAACGAAAGAGAUAUGGAUGGAGUUGGUGUGUUUGUUAUAGACGCCAACACUGGUGUUAUCAAAACUAGUACUGUGUUAGACCACGAGGAAAGGUCAAUCUAUAGACUGACGGUCGCGGCAACUGACGGAGGUACACCGCCAAAGCAGACUGUGAGACAGCUCAAAGUGGAAGUUUUAGAUUUGAACGACAACAGACCAACGUUUACCAGCUCCAGUUUAUCAUUCAAAGUAAAGGAAGAUGCAAAAAUUGGCCACGUUGUCGGCACGGUUGCAUGUUGUGACAGCGAUAUAAGAGAGAAUUCUGUAAACGAUGACGACGAAAAGCAAAUCUCAUAUCUCCUCAUGCCCAUAACAGCUGAUCACUCACCAGGCACCUUUGAAAUUGAUCGCAAAACGGGUUCCUUAGUAGUAGCCAGACAACUAGAUAGGGAAAUUCAAGAUGAAUAUCGUCUAGAAGUUAGAGCUCUUGACACAUCUGCCACUAAUAACCCUCAAAGUAGUGCUGUGACAGUCAAAAUUGAAAUCGUAGACGUCAAUGAUAAUUCACCGCAGUGGCCUCAAGAUCCUGUGAAUAUAGAAAUAUCUGAACUUACACCAAUUGGUAUGAUAGUGCAUAAUUUCACAGCAAAAGACGCUGAUUCUGGUGCAAACGGAGAACUGAAUUUUCGAGUUGUAUCAUCUUUGCCUGCUACAAAAAAUGUUUUCAACUUAGAUCCUUUAACUGGUUCUCUCACUCUUACUGCAAAUCUGGAUUAUGAGAAACUGAAGGAAUAUUGGCUGAUUGUUGAAGCAACUGACUUGGCGACAAAUGUUUCUGAGAGAAUGGCUACCUCGGCUACAGUACAUAUUUCUGUUACUGACGCUAAUGAUAAUACGCCGACGUUUGUUUCUGCUAACAAAGCCACUGUUUCACUGAACACUUUAUCAGGAACUCUUUACCAAACACUAGCAAUUGAUGCUGAUUCUGGAGACAAUGGAAGAAUUUCUUACUAUAUCUCAGGUGGCAAUGAUCAUGCAUACUUCUCUAUGGAAUAUGAUGUUGGAAAAUUGACGUUAUCAAAUAAAUAUUCUCAAGAUAUAUCAAGAGUCAGACCAGGGCAAUACAAGCUCAAUUUAACUGCUUCCGACCACGGUAUUCCAUUCCCAAGGCAAAGUCACAUGACACUUCAGUUGACACUGCAGGAGUCGACCAAUGUACCACCCAGAUUCACUGAUUCUUUCUACAGAACCAAUAUAAGUGAAGAUAUACGCCCAGGUAGCUUUGUUACCAGAUUGUCAGCUAAAUCUUCAAGAGGAAGUGCAAGUAACCUGACCUAUAUGAUACCAUCCGGAGUAGCUGAUGACAAAUUUUCAAUUGACGAGCGUCUUGGUACCAUAACAGUUAAAACUAAGAUUGACAGAGAAGAAAGGGAUCAAUUCAUUUUCCCCGUCUACGUCACAGACUCAAGCACUUUUCAGUCUACCACAAACUUUGACGUGGCUACUGUUACAAUCAGCGUAAUGGACGUGAAUGACAACCCACCUAGUUUUAAAACUGGGUCUUGCUAUCCUCUAGUCGUACCUGAAAAUAAUGAGCCAGAAGUCAUUCACACGGUUGCAGCAACUGAUAAAGACAUUGGAGCAAAUGGAGUCAUUACUUACAGUAUAACAUCAGGCAAUAAUGGCAACAAAUUCUCUAUUGAUUCCACUACAGGAAGGCUGACUGCUAAGACACUCGAUCGGGAAACACAGUCCAAAUAUCACUUGACAAUAACUGCUUUUGAUCAUGGGUCACCUGUAGCGUUACAAGGAUCAUGUAAUAUCACAGUUAUUGUUGAAGAUCAAAAUGAUAAUGACCCAGUAUUUGAUACUGGGCAUUAUUCAGCAGCAAUACCCGAAGAUGCCAUGAUUGAUACAUCUGUAAUCAAAGUAAGAGCAACUGAUGCUGAUCUGGGUUUCAAUAAGCGCAUCGUCUAUUCGCUGGCUAACGAAAGUCAAGGCUUGUUCAGAAUAGAUAACAAGACAGGAAUUAUUUUUACCACUGGGACUUUUGAUAGAGAAAAGACAAGUGUAUAUCACUUUGAGGCUGUAGCUACCGACGAGGGGCGUUACAUCACUCGCUCUCAAAGAGUCUCAGUAGAAGUCACUAUCAAUGAUGUGAACGACAACAAGCCAAUCUUUACAAAAUACCCUUUUAGAGAACAAGUAGCAACAUUAACACCUCCAGGACAAAGUUUACUUCGCGUCUCAGCAACAGAUAACGAUAUAGGAAUAAAUGCCGAAAUAUUGUAUGAACUUCUGGAUACAUCGAAUCACAAGUUUCGUAUAAAUCCAACAACCGGGGUACUUACUGCAACACAAAGCUUAGCCAGUGAAAACGGAAAACUAAUUCACCUAAAAGUCAUGGCCAAAGAUAAAGGCAACCCUCCGCAAAGUUCUGUCGGACUCAUAGAAAUACGUGUCGGCGAUUUCUCGGACCAAACACCCACAUUAAACUUCCAAAAUGCAACGUAUAAUGUAACUAUCGAAGAAAACAUGGCGUAUGGAAAAGACGUGCUUCAAGUAACUGCGGUUAGAAGCGACGGGCGGCGUCAGAGAAUAAUUUAUGAAAUCGGCAACGGCAACGAUCAGUACGCAUUCGAAAUAGACUCUAACUCAGGCGUAAUAAAGGUGAAUAACUCAGCAAAUCUGGAUUAUGAGUCGUAUCCAGGGCCGCGGAGGCAGCUUGUUGUAGUCGCGCGCACAGAAGGCGCGCCGGUCCUAUACGGCUACUGCGACGUUAUAAUAAAUCUGAUCGAUCAGAACGACCACGCUCCCAGGUUUACGCAGCAACAGUACAUCGCGAAUGUCCUUGAAGGAAACACUAAGGGCGAAUUUGUUGUGCAACUGGCGGCAAAAGAUGGAGAUCGCGGUGUAAAUGCUAGGAUAUUAUACCACAUUGUCGACGGAAAUCACGAUAAUGCAUUCAUUAUUGAACCCGCAUUCUCGGGAUCGGUGAAAACAAAUAUAGUGUUAGAUCGAGAGAUAAGGGAGACAUAUAAACUGACAGUGAUAGCCACUGAUGAAGGAGACCCGCAGAUGACAGGGACUGCGACGCUGAGGAUCAAUGUCGUAGACGUGAACGACAAUCAGCCAACAUUCCCACCGCCGAACGUCAUCUCAGUAUCGGAAGGAACGGAAGUUGGGACAGUGCUCACAUCUGUUACUGCGAACGACGUUGAUACAUAUCCGGCACUAAAGUACUCUAUAUUGCAAGGGGACAGCAGCUUUUCUAUAGACAGAUAUAGUGGAAAGAUUGUGUUGAAUCGACCUCUGGACUUCGAAGCGAAGAAAAUGUAUGAAAUAAAUGUUACGGCAUCGGACAGUGAACAUGUCGCUAAAACUACCCUGACAAUAAAAGUUACUGAUGUUAAUGACAAUUCGCCAGUUUUCGAUGAAAUCUCGUACAACAGAAUAUUACCCGAGGGUACAGACUCGUUAGAAAUUGGCUCCGUAAGUGCUAAAGAUCGCGACGAUGGAGACAACGGCAAGAUCACUUACUCAAUCCUACGACCAACUAAGGGAUACUAUAUAGAUGCAAUCUCUGGCGCUAUUUUCGUAAACUAUAGUGCUUUACCACCAAACCAGAGGGACACACAGUUGGCUAUCGUGGCGACCGAUCACGGCAAACCUAAUAGAAGUGCUGUCGCAUCUGUGAGGAUUAGUACGGGAGCAUCUUCGGAGAUCAAACCAUUUAUUGGACAAGAUACUUACAGGAUCACAGUAAACGAGGAUACAGAAAAAGGAACGACUCUUCUGCAAAUUGGUGGUAUCAACGACGUCCUGAAGAAAUACAACCUUGACAUCCACAUCAUAUCCGGCAAUGAAGGUACAACCUUCGACGUGACUCUCGAAGGAGCUCUCAUCCUCCUCAACAAACUCGAUCGAGAAACUCAAGACUCCUACGUACUUGGACUUGCAGCUGUCGAACAAGGAAAAAUGUUAUCACACAACCAGAACAAAACUUCUAUAACAGUAUUUGUAACUGUAGCUGAUGCUAAUGACAAUGCUCCGAUGUUUGCAACAAAUGAUUUGGAAUUAACUGUCAGUGAGGAUGUUAAAGUUGGUUAUACGCUCACUCAACUGGCUGCUACCGACGCAGAUCUCUAUGGGACUCCGAACGCAGCUAUAAUUUACAACAUAACAUCGGGAGAUGACAAGAAACUGUUUUACGUUCAUCCUACGACCGGAUAUUUAUCCGUCAAUAAGACUCUUGACUAUGACACUGGAAGCAGUCAAUAUAAGCUAAUUGUUGUCGCAUGCGACCAAGGUGUGCCAGCGCUGUGCAAUGCUGUGUACAUCAGUGUCAGCAUUCUCGACGAGAAUGAUAACGCACCUACUUUCCCUGUCAACGAGUAUUUUGAAACCAUUGGUGAGAAUGAACGGGUCGGAACAUCGAUAUUCACAGCUAGAGCGACGGAUUUAGAUAAAGGACAGUACGGCAAAUUAAACUAUUCUAUAGUUCCUUCUGCAAAUAACUACAAUAGAAAUGAUGAUGCUUGGAAAAUGUUCCUGAUAGAUUCUUCAUCUGGGCUAGUCAAUUCAAAUGCAGUUUUCGAUUAUGAAAUCAAGAACAAGUACGAAUUCUCUAUCAAAGCUUCGGACUUGGGUGGUAAAAGCACUACUGUAAAAGUAAGGAUUGAUAUUGAGAGCAGAGAUGAGUUUUACCCUCAAUUCACGCAGAAGACGUACAAGUUCCGUGUACCCAAAUCCGGGUCUCUGCCGGCUGGGUAUGUUAUUGGACAAGCUACUGCCACAGAUAGAGACAAGGGCAUUGAUGGAAGAAUAGUUUACCAACUAUCUACUUCUCAUUCAUACUUCAAGAUCAAUAGAACAACUGGCGUAAUUAUAUUGAAAAAGAAAGUAGAUUCAGUUCAAAAUCUCUUUGGUUCUGACAAAUCUAUAAGCUUGGUUGUCACUGCUAGUUCUGGAAGGCAGGGGUCCCUAACUAACAAGACUGCUGUAGAGAUUGGAAUGAAUGACAUGGCACUUGCGUCAGACGCUAACCAAGUAAAUGAUGCCGCUGCAGUUGCCAGUGGAGGCCUAUCAGACUGGGCGUUGGGACUGCUCAUUGUCUUUAUAUUUAUCAUCAUCAUAUUUGCAGCAGCUUUUCUGUUCUUGCAUAUGAAAAACAAAAGACACAAGAAAGUCAAUAAGCCAGGUCUGAGUUCUGAGGGAGUAGGUGCCACUAACAGUUACGUUGACCCAAGUGCUUUCGAUACUAUUCCUAUUAGAAAUACGGGUACUGUGAACCCAGCGAAUCAGUUUGCACCACCAAAAUAUGAUGAGAUUCCACCGUAUGGCCCGCAUACAGCUAGUUCUAAUUCAGGAGCUGCAACAACAUCAGAACUAUCGGGCUCUGACCAGUCAGGUUCCAGUGGUCGAGGCUCCGCCGAAGACGGUGAGGAUGGUGAAGACGAGGAAAUCCGAAUGAUAAACGAAGGACCCUUACAAAGAGAAUCCGGUAUACACAGACAAUCUAACGGAGUUGACGACGAUAAUCUGUCAGAUGUUUCAGUACAUAACACUCAAGAGUACUUGGCUAGACUAGGUAUUGUUGAUACUGGGACCGGUGGUGGUGCAUCAACAUCAUCAAGAAGAUGUUCAGAAAAUGUAGGAAAUAAGGACACAAUGUUACACCACGCACCCAUAGAUUCAAUGCACAUGUUUGACGAAGACGGAGCACAUGAAAACGAUAUAACUAAUCUUAUUUAUGCGAAACUUAACGAAGUGACCGGUAGUGAAAGAGCAAGCAGUGCAGACGAAGCUAGUGCAGCAGUCGACAGAGCUAUGGCUUUAGGCGCUUUCUCAAGUGCUCCAGGAGAUAGCAACGCCGUGCCAACUGCUGGGCCUUCAAUGACUGGUAGCUUAAGUUCAAUAGUUCACUCUGAAGAAGAAUUAACUGGUAGUUACAAUUGGGAUUACUUAUUAGAUUGGGGACCUCAAUACCAGCCUUUAGCACACGUAUUCUCUGAAAUUGCUAGACUAAAAGAUGAUGCUGUAUCCCUGCAGAGUGGUAAUAGUGGGGCGUCAAGUGCGAAGAGUAAAGGCACGUCUAUUUCAGGCGGUAAAAGUGUCCCACCGCCAUUGUUAACCACAGUGGCACCAAGAAGUUGUCCGGCACCAUCAUUAUCGUGCAGACAGCCGCAACUGCUGUUGCCGAGGUCUCCAAUAAGUCACGAUGUUCCUGGCGGGUUUUCUGCUGCCGCCGCUAUGUCCCCAUCUUUCUCGCCUUCCUUAUCACCAUUGGCGACUCGGUCACCGUCAAUGUCACCCUUAGUAGGCCCCGGGCUGCCACCAGCGCCCGCCAACAGAAAACCUCCACACUCAACAAUGAGAAUAUGAAAAUAAUUGUAUCGUAGAAUAUUGAAUACUGUAUAUAUGGACGACUGUUUUGCCUAUAGUGUAGUUAGUAUUAUUUAUUCGGCCGAUCUGAUCGGCUUAACUCAUUUUGCGCAUAUUGAUAUUUAAAAAGAACUUCACGGAUAUGCUCAAAGUGAUAACUAAGCGCUUAUUACCGAUUUUUGCGGUAAAUGUAUAUAAUUAAAAAAUCGGGUGUAUUUUUUAAGUGUACAUACUUACUUAUACUCAUUGUAAAAAAGUAUAUAAAGACUGCCAUUUUUUAUUUUUAACAAAAAAUACAGCUUUACUCUAAGCUAUAAGUAUUACUGUUAGGAAACGCAAUUUGUAGUGAUGUGUCGAACCGAUUAGUUGAUCGAGUGAUUGUAAUCGAUUUGGUAAAUCAAUAUUACUGUAAGCUUUAUUACGCAAAUGUAUGUACUUAUGUCAUUUUGUAAAAUUCCGUUGAAAAUAUUAUGUAAUUUGUUUUCAGUGAAUUGAACGUUGAAGUUUCGUUUCUCUGUGAUUUUGAUGAUGCCUAAAGAAUCAGUUCAGUGUUUUUGUUACACUAUCGUACUCUCUUACAUUUUCUUUAGACAGUAAAGAUGAACAGGUACAUUCAACGCUCUAGAAUCCUUCAUCUUGCAUAAAAGGUGUACCUACGUCUAAAAACAUAAAGUAAGGUUCAAUUAAAAACGAUUUGAGAAUAUACACUUCUAAAAAUAUUAAUCAAAACUCUACAGUGUUGGUUCCUUAUCUACAUAUAUGAGAAAAGGUCUUCGCUUAGCAGAUCGACUUCCAUAAGCCUACAUACCUACUUAAACAUUACAUGAAACAUAUUUCUAGACAUUGCUUAUAUAUAUUUUUACUAAAGUGUCAAAAAUUCUGGACUGAUAACUAGUAUACUGUUUGUAAAUAUUAUAUUAAGAUUACAUGUUAAUAAUUAGUCUUAGAAUCCACCGAUUGUAUUGAUAUCGUUUUGGUGGAAAUAAAAAAGAAUUUCAAA